Molecule: messenger RNA, 2659 nt
Organism: Corapipo altera (White-ruffed manakin)
Lineage: Eukaryota; Metazoa; Chordata; Aves; Passeriformes; Pipridae
Gene: NR0B2
Product: nuclear receptor subfamily 0 group B member 2
Exons: 2
Coding region: 1001-1789 (262 amino acids)
Biological process (GO): circadian rhythm; negative regulation of transcription by RNA polymerase II
Cellular component (GO): cytoplasm; nucleus
Molecular function (GO): transcription factor binding; transcription corepressor activity
Source: RefSeq, a predicted model, not a curated record
CCGCUGCUGUCACGGGAGCGGCCCCAGUGCUGCCACCCGCCCUGCGCCCCCCUCCUCUCCGCGUCCCGCCGGGGCUGGGGUCCAACAUGAUCCCUGGGCAGGAGGAUUGAGGGGGGAGGUUCUCCCUUCUCCUCCUCCUCCCUCAAAGGUUCCCCUUGUCCCCCGCAGGAAUCCUCACCCUGGAAGUGUCUCAGCAGUGCCCAGCACAGAGGGACAGUCACUGCUCUGGUUCUGUGGCCACACCAUGGCUGGUACAAGCCAGGUGCCCUUGGCCUUCUUUCCCACCUGGGCUCACAUUCAGCCACUGCUUACCAGCUCCCCCAGGUUCUUUUCCACUGGAAGAAUGUAAGAAUUCUUCCCUUUUUUCCUCCCUUUUCUCUCAUGCUGCAAAUGGGGGCAUUUGCCCUUCUCCAGCCCAAGAGACAACACCCGUGGCCCUUUCUGGGCACUUCACCAGGUUCCUCUUCCUCCCAACCACAACAGGAGCCUCCCGAGCAAGGCCGGGCAAAACCAGCCGCUGAUAACACGACUUCCAGGUUGCUCCUGCCAAGGCCGGGCCGUUGAACUCCAGGGCCCAGACGAGCGCCCUUUGUUUGUCUGUGAGGUCCUGGCAGCGACACCCGCCCCACGACAGCUCAGGGGCCUUGGUGCCAUGGUACAGCCUGGGGUAAUGACUCUGUUUAUCCUGUUUGGGUAAUCCUGAUAACGGGCCCAACCCGCCGUCCCCCCCUCCCCGGCGAUUCAUUGAGAAAACGGCUGUUGACGCAGCGCUGGGAACUCAUUUGCCCCCGGCCAAUCAGCCCAGGGACAGCGGGGCUGGUUGGGUGUUUUUUUUUAAUGAGGGCAGCUUAAUCAGGGCGGUCAAGGCUGUGGAGGGGUGUUUCAGUGGUGACCAAGCCUUAUAAGAGCUGGCUGGAGGAGCCACAGGGCUGGCAGAGCUGGGAGGACGGAGAUUUAAGGAGGGGUUUUACGGGAGUUUCGCCGAGGACCCGGCUCAGCUAUGAGCACCGGCGUGGGCAUGGAGUGCGAGAGGUGCCAGUGCCACAGCAAGGAUAAGAACACUGCCAUCCUCUACACCCUCCUCAGCCAGAACCUGCACCCCGGGCGGGCCCGGCAGCGCUGCCUGUGCCACCAGCGCCGCACCGUCCGGCUGCGCACGCCACACGUCACCUGCCAGGCGGCCUCCGACGUGCUGGUCAAAACCAUCAGCUUCAUGAAAAACCUCCCUUCCUUCUACCUGCUGCCGAAGGAGGACCAGCUCCUGCUGCUGGAUAGCUGCUGGGUGCCCCUCUUCCUGCUGGGGCUGGUGCAGGAGAUGGUGACCUUCGAGGUGAUGGAGGCGCCGGCCCCCAGCAUGCUCAAGAAGAUUCUCCUCAGCGGGCAAAGCAAAGGGCAGGAGCCCGAGAGGACACAGCCCACACUGGCUGCAGUGCAGCGGCUGCAGUGCUGCCUCAACACCUUCUGGAGCCUGGAUCUGAGCCCCAAGGAAUAUGCCUAUCUGAAGGGAGCCAUCCUCUUCAAUCCAGACAUCCCCGGGCUGAGGGUUUCCCUCUACAUCGAGAGCCUGCAGCGGGAGGCCCAGCGAGCCCUCCAGGAGGUCGUGCAGCCGCUGCACCCCGACGACCAGGGACGCUUUUCCCACAUUUUACUGGUUGCCUCCUCCUUAAAAUCCAUCCCCCCCACCCUCAUCACGGAUCUGUUCUUCCGGCCCGUCAUCGGCGACGCCGACAUCGCGGAGCUGCUGGUGGAGAUGCUCUACGAGGCUCCGGGGCUGUGUGUGCCCUGCUGAGCAGCCCAGGAUGCUCCCCACACCUUGCCAGGAUCCACGGCAGAUCCAGGAGAGGGGAUUUAGGGAGAGAAGCGCUCCGGACUCUUUGGGAACUGCGUGUUUCGUUAGGGCUGAGGCUGGAGGAUCCGUGCAGAAGCAGCUCCGGCUCAGCGGAUGUUUACAGCGGCUCCUGCUGGCCUCCAUUUCAUGGAGUGUGUGGGGUUUCAUGGAGUGUGAGGGGUUUCAUGGAGUGUGUGGGGUUUCCUUCCCUGUUCCCCCCUGCCUGUGAGCUCUGGUAGAGCCUGAUCCCAGUUUUUCCCCUGUGAAAUCAUUGUGCAUUUUGCUGUUAACUCCGAGCACUGAGGGCUGUCCUCAGCUGACAGCUCGAUCCUGUGCUGUUUGAUGGCCUCAGUGGGAUCACUUACACAGUGCAAACAUUGUGGAAUCAGGUCUGGGUCUGCCUGUUGUGCUUGAAAUCUUAGAAACACUCAGGGAAUACCCUCAGGGGGAAAAGCCAAAGUGUUAAAUCCCACAGGGCGUCCAGACUCACCCUCUUUCCCUUAGAUUACAUCUUUCCUCCCUAAUUCCAUGAAAUACAACAGGACUAAGAGCACCUAAACCUGCUGCACCUCAUUUUGGGCUCUGGGCUUACCUGUUUGUGUGAUAAGUGAACCCUGAGCUGGGAACGCCGUGGAAACGAGCGGAGCUGGUUUAGUGGUUGAUCCAAACAUCCCUCCCUGGAGUCAGAGCCAGGUGCACACCUGGAAAACUCGCUCCUCCUGCCUUCAACAGGUGAGGUGUCAGUAUUUUAUAAGUGAACAUUCAUGUGGUUUGUAUAUAAGAUGCAAUAAAUUAUUUUUUUAAUAAAAUGCUUGACGUUUUGGAACAACA